CCUUCUUUCUUACGUGACAUGCCGGAAACGUCCGCAUGAUGCAGGCAAUCCAAAAGGCGUGGAUUCCCUGCACUUUUUUUGUCUUGUCGGGAGCAAAAAAAAAAACAUCUGUUUUUCCUUCCACUCAUCAUCGCUGAGCACAGAGACAGGAAAAAUGUCGUUUUAGCACAUUAGCAAGAUGUGCAGCCGGCUCGCUUCUAAUUAUAGCCAGUCUUAUUUCUGCCUAUUGCAUUAUGGAUGCCCGUGGAAGGGGGUUCCUUCCAGAUAGCGUGGGAACGUCUCCGUAGAGGCUGAAUGCAACAUCUCCUCCGCCCGCACCGCAUUCGUCGCGUCGUGGCCGCGGCGUGAGCGCACAACGCGAGGUCGGGAUGUGCCGGAUGUGAAAGCGGGGCGCGAUGCGGGAGUACAAGGUGGUGGUGCUAGGCAGCGGCGGGGUGGGCAAGUCGGCCCUGACCGUGCAGUUCGUCACCGGAACGUUCAUCGAGAAGUACGACCCGACCAUCGAAGACUUCUACCGAAAGGAGAUCGAGGUGGACUCGUCCCCGUCGGUGCUGGAGAUCCUCGACACGGCCGGCACCGAGCAGUUUGCCUCCAUGCGGGACCUUUACAUCAGGAACGGCCAGGGCUUCAUCCUGGUCUACAGUCUGGUCAACCAGCAGAGCUUUCAGGACAUCAAGCCCAUGAGAGACCAGAUUAUCAGGGUCAAGAGGUACCAGCAGGUGCCGGUGGUGCUGGUGGGAAACAAGGUGGACCUGGAGGACGAAAGGGAGGUGUCGCCCAGCGAGGGCCAGGCACUGGCGGAAGACUGGGGCUGCCCCUUCAUGGAGACCUCCGCCAAGAGCAAGACAAUGGUGGACGAGCUUUUCACUGAGAUUGUGCGGCAGAUGGAUUUUUGCCCACUGCCCGACCGCCGAGAGGCAUGCUGCCCCGCCUGCAGUGUACAGUAGCAGCCCGUCGGCCUGCCGCCGGGGCCUCCGGGCUGAUGGAUCCGAAGAUGCGAACAAAGGCAAUUCAAAUCACGUUGAUCGAUUGAAGUUGGAGAGGACUCAAGGAAGAAUCUUGCUGUUGCCAUUCCUUUUUCCCAUGUAAGGAAUGCACUUUGGCUGAGAGGCAUGCUGGGAAAUGUAGGAAAGCACCCAGCGAGGCUGACAAGUGAGAUGAAAUCUAAUCCCUCUAGCACGGGGUGGAUUUCCCUUUGAACUCGCACAUCCAUCGCCCCCCUCCUGCUAAACAGCCAAUUUCAGGGGCUUUCCCCAAAGGCGGCGCCGUGCCAAAGCCACCUUAAAAGCCA
Hippocampus zosterae (dwarf seahorse) is the source of this 1291-nucleotide messenger RNA. RefSeq names its product ras-related protein Rap-2a-like. Bases 396 to 947 code for a protein of 183 amino acids. Gene Ontology annotation, molecular function: GDP binding; GTPase activity; GTP binding. Gene Ontology annotation, cellular component: plasma membrane. Gene Ontology annotation, biological process: Rap protein signal transduction; negative regulation of cell migration. The transcript is spliced from 2 exons. The record is from RefSeq and is a predicted model, not a curated record. NCBI's taxonomy places the organism in Eukaryota, Metazoa, Chordata, Actinopteri, Syngnathiformes, Syngnathidae.